AUGAGAAGAUUAGAGAAGUUUGAUAAAUUGUUGUCAACUUUUGAACGCAAAGGCAUUUCAAGUAGGUUGUUUUUACGAAAGAAGUUGAUGUUGUUAAAAUUUAAAGAUAAUGAAUCUUUACAAGAUUUUUUUUUAUUAUUUGAUGAAACGGUAAAAAGUUUAAAGGCAGCUGGUGGAAACCUUGAAGAAGAUGAUGUGAUAUGUUAUUUACUUUUAUCAAUGCCAGAGACUUACAAUGUUGUAGUAACAUCGAUUGAAACAAUAUCAAGUGAUAAAUUGACUGUAAAUUUUGUGAAAAGACGUUUACUAGAUGAAGAAAUCAAACGAUUAGGGACGUCAAGUCAAAUUGAAGAACAGUCGGCAGCAUUUGAAGUGAAAGCAUCAAAACCGAUUAGGUGUUAUGCGUGUGGAGAAUUGGGACAUAAGAAAUGGUCUCCAAAAUGCAAGAAACGCGGUAAUAAAAAAUUGUUUGAGGCUGAACUUGUAGUCGAAAAUCCUGAUGAUGAUGAAGGUGCAGUAGCGUUUCUAGUUGACAGUAAAAAUGGAGAUGAGACUAUCACUUGGUGUUUAGAUUCAGGAGCCAGUGAUCACUUAGUAAAUACUGAUGCAUAUUUUUCACAAUUUGAUAAAUUACAUUCACCAAUAGUCAUCGGAGUUGCCAAAGCUGGACAAGAUUUAAAGGCAUUUAAAAGAGGACAAAUUGAAGUUCUUGUUGAGAAUACAAAGAAGAAAAUUAUAAUUAAAAAUGUUUUAUUUGUACCAAAUUUAAGAAAAAAUUUACUCUCCGCAAGUGCAAUUACAAAUAGUGGACUAUCAAUUAAAUUGAAUCAUGAUGAAGCGCUAGUUUAUGGUAAAAAUGGUUUAUUAUUUAAAGGAUUUAAAAGGGGAAAACUGUAUGAAGUUGAAUUUAAACUUAUAACAAAAUUAAAUGCAUAUAGUAUAUGUAACAAUGAACAGAAUAUGCUUUGCCAUAGAAGAUUUGGUCAUCUUGGUAGUGAAUCAAUGUUUAAGUUAGAAAAAAUGGUCAAUGGGUUGAAAUUAGAUGACAACAGAAAUUUCUUAAGAAGUUGUGUAGGAUGUAUCCAAGGGAAACAGACAAGAUGGCCAUUCCAAGGAAAAGACACACAAGCAAGUAAAGCAUUGGCUCUGGUUCAUAGUGACAUAUGUGGCCCAAUAUCACCAGAAUCAUGGAAUGGUAAAAGGUAUUUUGUUACUUUUAUGGAUGAUUUUACUCAUUUUCUACAUGUUUAUCCUUUAAGUAAGAAAAGUGAUGUAUUAAAUACAUUUAAACAGUAUUAUGCGUUAGUGACUGCUAAAUAUGGAAGUAGCUUACAAGUUUUACGCUGUGAUAAUGGAGGUGAGUAUUCAUCUAAUCAGUUUAAACAGUUUUGUAGUGAAAAAGGUGUUAAGUUACAGUAUACAAUUCCAUACACUCCUGAACAAAAUGGACACUCAGAAAGGAUGAACCGUACCAUUACAGAACGAGCGAGGUCAAUGUUAGCAGAUUCUAGUUUACCAAAAUUAUUAUGGAAUGAAGCAGUUCUUAUGGCAGCAUAUUUAAUCAAUAGAUCUCCAACGUCAGUUAUGAAGGACGUCACUCCUGCCGAGUUAUGGUUUGAUGAAAAACCUAAUGUAAGUAAUUUAAGAAUAUUUGGUGCGGUGGCUCAUGUUCAUUGUCAUAAGCAAUUUCGAAACAAAAUGGAUAGCACGAUUUAA
This is a messenger RNA of Macrosiphum euphorbiae (potato aphid), 1716 nucleotides long. NCBI's taxonomy places the organism in Eukaryota, Metazoa, Arthropoda, Insecta, Hemiptera, Aphididae. The record is from the annotation of a GenBank genome assembly.